This is a messenger RNA of Lingula anatina, 561 nucleotides long. RefSeq names its product FMRFamide receptor-like. Gene Ontology annotation, cellular component: membrane. Gene Ontology annotation, molecular function: G protein-coupled receptor activity. The record is from RefSeq and is a predicted model, not a curated record. Gene Ontology annotation, biological process: G protein-coupled receptor signaling pathway. NCBI's taxonomy places the organism in Eukaryota, Metazoa, Brachiopoda, Lingulata, Lingulida, Lingulidae.
AUGAUUUGUGAAAACAACCCGGACCUUGUCUUCUUCAAGGAAACUGAGCAGACUCUGUUCAGUUAUAUCUUUUCUUUUUAUUGCAUCGGAACAGUGGCCGUAGCUGGGAUAAUCGGCAACAUUCUAUCCAUCGUGGUCCUCUCCAGGGAUAAGUCAGAGGCCCACUUAAAGCACCUGCUUCGCGGUCUAGCUCUAGUUGACUGCGUCUUUUUAAUCUUCGUGUUGCCGACAAGUGUCCUCCCCAAUGGCUACCCACACAUUCGAGGUCUGGAGGAAUACUACUUCUUCGUGUACCCCUUCUUACUGAUCUGGCUGCUCCCGCUAAUGUACGCCGGGCAAACGGCGUCAGUGUGGAUGGUGGUGAUGGUAACGGUAGACCGUUACUUUGCCGUCUGUCGUCCCUUCAGUAAAUUUAGGUUCAGCGCAAAGCGUGCUGCUCAUGUUCCCUGGGUCGUUUUCCUUGCGGCCGUCAUUUACAAUAUUCCACGGUUCUUUGAACGGACCUUUGACUACGUUAACAGUGCUCAACACACUUUUAGUGCUAGCUGUCAGGAAGAAUAG